Messenger RNA from Letharia columbiana, 1926 nucleotides. RefSeq lists its product as uncharacterized. The record is from RefSeq and is a predicted model, not a curated record. Gene Ontology annotation, cellular component: cytoplasm; nucleus. The transcript has a single exon. Lineage: Eukaryota; Fungi; Ascomycota; Lecanoromycetes; Lecanorales; Parmeliaceae. Gene Ontology annotation, molecular function: heat shock protein binding. The coding region runs from base 1 to 1926 and encodes 641 amino acids.
AUGGACGAUCCACUUCCUCAGAGCCCCUACAAGACCCUGAACGUUCCCAAAGAUGCAACCCUCGCUACCAUCAGGAGCGCUCACCGGAAGCUUGUCCUCUCGUGCCAUCCGGACAAGGUGCAGGAUGAGUCUGCGAAAAAGCAAAAGGCGGAGCAGUUCCACCAAGUACAACAAGCCUACGAGAUCCUGAGCGAUGAGAAUAGAAGGCAGCGUUAUGAUGAGAAGGUCAAACUAGCAGAGCUAAGGGCUGAGAUGGCCGAAGAGCGAGGAUCGUUUCCGUCUCGGAGAUCAUACGAACAUGCAUCGCCGAGGAAUGGAUCUACAUCAAAGUUUGAGAUGCGAGGCAACACGAUGUACGAGACUAGGGAACCUGCUGGCAGUCGAUAUGACGAGCCAGAUGUGUUUCCUGGCACGUAUGCCGAGGUUCGCCCCUCAACGUCUAGAAAAUACACAGACGACCGUUAUACUACAUCCUCGUCAAGGAAAACGUCUGGGUCUGGGCGAACGCAUGAGGAGAGAAAGAAGUCGCGAACAUAUGAAGAAGAGGCGGAGGAUGAUCGUAGGAGAGAGCGGCGGGAGAGGGAAGCUGAGCGAGCAGCGGAGGCAUUGCAACGAGAUCAGCGAACAAGGCGAAGAGACAAGGAUAGAAGGAGAGAUGUGGAAUCGAAGUCAAGAAAUAAGUUCGAAUCCUUCGUAGAAUCCUUCGUGGAGGACGACGGCUCGGAUUCCGAGGUCGAAGAACGAUAUUAUAGCAAAAGCAAGCGGGAUUCCCCGCCUAAGAAGAGAAGCGGGGAUGAAGGCAAGAAGAGGAGUGGAGACGAGCGGAAAAGAAGUGGGGAUGAGCGAAGAAAAGAUCGAGACGAGCCACGGAGGAGUGGCAAGCGCGAGGUGAAGGGGUAUAAUGAUGACGAACUGGAAUGGAAAGAAUCCCAGGCUCGAGACCACAUCAACAGAUCCCGCGAUGUAGUCGAUACCCUACCUCGCCGUUCCCAAGGACGCAACAGAGCAGCUUCUACUCUUGACUCUAGAAUAGUACCACCUCCACCUCCUGUUGAAAAACGCGCCUCGGGACGUAGGAGUGAUAGCCGAGCUGUCAGUCCUAUUGGGAGAUCUGGGAAAGACAGACGAUCACCUGAGAUUGUGGAGCCACAAAGGCCGAGUAUGCCCGGCCACUCGUCAGAAUCGUCCAAAAACAAGAGCUACUUUGGCGCUUCGUCGUCUUCGAGGAGAGAACCACACCGUGCAGCGACCUAUCAGCCUUCACCUGAACUCAAGCAUCCGUCAAUGCGCCGGUCAGAAACAAUGCCGGUAGACCGAAUGCGGCCAGGCAAUCCCGUGCCCUUGAAGUCAUCCAACCUAAAGAACAUGAAGGCGCCCUCGGAUACUAGCGACAGUAGUAGCGAAUCAGAUUCCGAGAUGACGGAAGAGAACCAUCCACCACCAAGACCGACUCCCCUUCAAAGAAAAACUACGUUUGGAAUUUCCCAGGAGGGGGCAUAUGUAAUGGAACCGGAAACAGUUCAGUCACGUCCAAAAGAGAGCCGUCGAACGUCAGAGCGUCCAUCUAUGGGCUCUCGAGGAGGAUCAACUAGGUCGCCCCCAGUGGCACGUCCAAUGUCGUCCGCAUUCCCACCAGAUGAGCGGCGCCCAGGUCUCGGUCGGCACGAAUCUGCUCGCAAUACACCACUGAAGACUCGAGAUUCCGGUCGUAGUGGUGAGCUCUUUGGUGAAUACUCACCUCAUUCUCCAACCGAAGAUACUUUCAGACGUUCUCCUAAGACGUCUGGCGAUGAUGAGCGCCACGCCAGGCCCUAUAAUCCAAAACAGUAUCCUCGACGGGGAUCUGAAGAGGUACACCGCGAUGACUACCCGGGCUCUCACCGACCUCGUAUGGGACGCAGCGAAUCGCAGCAGGUCCGGGUCUGA